Molecule: messenger RNA, 6181 nt
Organism: Ectocarpus siliculosus
Lineage: Eukaryota; Phaeophyceae; Ectocarpales; Ectocarpaceae
Source: the annotation of a GenBank genome assembly
AUGAAGGCCCGCGGCACGAAGAGCGAGCGUGGGAACGCCGUGCCCAAGACGAAUGUGGAGGACAUCGUGGAGACGGACUCCCCCGCGGCCAUGAGCUCCUUCCUGGCAACGAGGGGCGAGGCCCGCGGCCUCUCCACGAAGGCCCAGGCCGAGCUCCAGGAGCAGAUAGGCCAGGUCUCCAAGCGCAUUCACGACAAGUGGGGUAUCCUGGAAAAGAAGUGGAGAGAUCUGGAGAGAGACAGAAGAGAUGCGGCCAACUCCUACGGCAUCACCGGGGGCGGCGGCCCUAUUGUGGAGCUCAACGUGGGCGGCACGGACAUGGACGUGCUACGAGCGGACCUGGUGAGGGCCGAGGAGUCCGUGCUGGCACUUGUUUUCGGCGGUAGAUGGGAGGGCCGGCUGCCGCGGGACUCGCGUGGGCGCGUGUUCGUGGACGUCUCGCCGUCGGUCUUCCGAAAAAUUGUGCAGUUUUUGGUCAAGUUGGGACGGGCGACUCCAGGCAAGCCUGUCGAGCUGCCCACCCUGACCCCCGAGGAGCAGCCGAACUUCGACCACCUCGUGCUGGUGCUGGGCUUGUGGCGGCAUGUGUAUGAGGGCCGCGCUGCGUUGGCGCCGCCGCCCCCCUCUCGCGUCAAGCCGAAGGACAUCCCUGCCCCUGCUGUCGACCCCGCUGAUGCAAGAAAGUUUGGGAGGCAGGUGGCCACCGCGUUCGCAGUGGAAGAAGUCGUUCUCGAGACGGCCGAGCUCGAGUACCAGGCCGCCAAGGAGAAGUACGACAGAGAGGUGGCCUCGGUGGCGGAGUUCGCGGGAGCCCCCGGCGGCUUUGGGAGGGAAGGCGUCGAUGACGACAUGGUGGAGCUCAACAUCGGCGGGACAGUCGUGUCUACGAGGCGGUCGACGCUGACCAGGUGCCCAGAUUCGGUUUUGGCGAGGAUGUUCGACCACAGCACCGAAAAGAAGACCCCCCCUUUCGUCAGGGACACAAAGGGCAGGUACUUCGUGCAGUACAACGACUACUGCUUCGCGAAGAUCAUCGAGGUGCUGAGGAUGAAGCGCUGGCCGUGGCCCCCGAGCAAGUCCUCGUUCGCGAACGGCACGACGCUGGACGCGAUGAGCAACAGCAGGUUCCGCAUCUUCGUGAGAGAGGACGAAAGGGAGGAUUUCAGUUCGCUCACAUCUUACUUCUUCCCCGGGAGUGAGAACUUCAUCCACGAAGCAAUCGGAAGGGCUGGCAAUGCCGGCGCGAGCAGCAUGGGAAGAGCCUCGCAGCCGAGGUCGAAGGGCAUCAUGCCCCCGGAUCCGUCGCUAGACCCGGAUCCUGUGUCUUCCGCCGAUGACCCGGAGCGGAGUGAGCAUCGCGACCUGCGCGAUCGUGACCGCGACCACCGUGAUCGGGACCAUCGCGACCGGGACCACCGCGAUCACCGGGACCGGGACAGGGACCGGGACCGGGACCACCGCGACCACCGGGACAGGGACCGCGACAGGGACCGGGACCGCGACAGGGACCGCGACAGGGACCGGGACCGCGACAGGGACCGCGACAGGGACCGCGACCACCGAUCCUCGGCAUCGCAUGGUGGGCACCACGGCCUAACAAAGCGCCGCACGAGCUCUCGGGUCGACACUAAGAAGCUUCCGUCCGAGAUUUCUGUGCUUGAGAUCCGUGUCGGUCUUGUCCGCAAGGUGACGCCUCUUCCGCGGAACAGCGCUCACGCGAUGAUCGCCGUGCAGGUGCACCCUAAUGACAAGGAUCUCACCGAACAGAGGACGGUGCUCUGGCACUUCGACACGGCGCCUCCCAGCGUAGGAACCUCCGUGAUCCUGCUGUGCAACCUCCCGAGCAUCAAGCACCAGGGCAUCAUGUUCACGGCGGUGGUACUAUGCAUGGACGACGACCUCCUCAUCCCCCCGCCGGAUGCCCCCAUCGGCGAGCUCGUGACGGUCAAGGGUCACCCCCCCACCCCGUCUAAGAACGAGAGGGCUGUCAGCAUGGUCUGGGAGAAGGUUCUCAACGAGGAGCUCUUCCAAGUGGGGGAUGACGAGGUUGUCCGGUACGAGCACAAGAAGACCCCUGGGCCCUUGAUGACUUCAAGGGGCCCGAUCAUGUGCACGUAAGCACAUGAUUGAACGCAAGGCGGAGGAGCGAGGGAGAGAUGGGGUACUUCAUUCUGACGGAGUGGUCCCUUCCUGCCGUUGCGGAUGCCUGCCGCCGUGGGAGAGAAGGCGAUCUGGGUGCUCUUCCGUUCGCUCACGAAGAGAAGAAAGGGAAAAAAAAAAUACGGAGUUGCAUGCCCUCGUGGUCCCGAGGGGAGCGCCUGCUCUCAAGCUUUUGAAAAGAGGAGAGAAAAUCGAGACCAAAGCCUUGUUGGUGGUUUGAAGCCCCCAGGAACCGAUGCGGCGAUUGCGGAGUGGAAAUCCUAAGGUGGCGUGCGGGUUGACUCUCUUUGACGCGGUGGAAUCGACAGCGUGGCUUUCGGAGCGUCUGGUCUUCCGUGUACAUGUUGAUUAUUUGUGGGUGGGAUUCUUUGAAUUUUCACCCUGCUUUUCUACGCGCGGCUUUAACUGAUGAACUGAUUGUUAGAAUGGUUCCUCGUCUUUUUUUUUUCGCUGCGGCUUCUGUUGUAUGGGGCGCCUCUGGUCAGCUGCGUACGUGUACGUUCCGCUUCUGUUUCUGUAUGGGUGGGAGCACUUGCAUUGGUGUGACAUUUUGCGCGCGCGUUGUGUGAGGGUUUCUCAUUCGCCUGUCAGUGUCUAGAGGCGUGGCAUGCUUGAAGCAAAUGUUCGGUUCCACAAGGUGGGCACAUCUGACGGUUGGUAUUUGUUGUUAGGAAGAGGCGAAAGGUCCGUUGUGUAGGUAGGACGUGCCGCUGGUAUUUUGGUUUUGUGCCCCGGAGACGAGAGUUCUCUCGCACCCCCCCUCCCCCAUGAACCUAUCCACCUAACUAGUAUGCAACAGCCGUGCUCGGCGGCCGGGCGUGUGUUUACGGUUGAUUCUUCCACUCUUGGAUUUGUUGUCGUUAUUUCGAUGUCUUGUUCUGUUAAAUAUCAAUAUCAGCACAUUGCUCAACGCGCCUUCAUUGACGCUCUCGUUUGGUCCCCGGGGCUUUCUCUUGCACUCCGGUCGGGAAGGGUGCCCAAGGGGGCGUAUUGAACACGCCUCCAGGCAUCUGGUCGGACGCUGUAGGUGACGCACGGUGGAGUCGGUUCGGUUCGGUUUCGGCGGGGUGACUUGGAAUGUACGAACGUACCCUGGCUCUCUGUGGGGCUCGCUGCAACAGCUGGAGCUAGGCUCGGCGGGGAAAUCGAUUGCGCCGCGACCUCGAGGAACGAUUGCAGAUAGGGUGGUGAAUCGUUGCUGUGGCUGCGCCGGCGGCAGGAAUGGGGCAUGUUCAUUUGUCUUUCCCUUGAGACGUGUAUAUGAAUGUGCAUGUCUUUCGUUUUUAUGUUGUAGUGGUGAUGUGUGGUGUGCGCGCGCGAUAUUUUUAGGUCAGCCAAGAGAAAGCUAACGAGUUUUCGAGAGAGGGGGGGAAGAGGAGAACUUGAAAUAAUGGCGCGUUGGGAGAGGCAAGACUGGAUUGCGCAUCUCUCGCUGUCGUUUCUUUUUGGCGUCGUAACCUUUUUUUCUCUGCUCUGCGUGACGGCGGUAUCGCCAUGAUAACAAGAAAACCUAGACCAACAAGUUUUGUUGUUUUUGCGCGCUGUUGAAAUAGGGAGUGGGGCGGGCGGAAGGGCAGAGUGGUUUGGGGGGGUAUCCUUUUGACGCUGUCCCAGCUUUUUUGUUGAGCAGUUCAAAAUUUCGCAGGGGACUUGAACGAAAGGAUGGAGGUUUUCGACGAACCAUUUUUAUAUGCUUUGGUUGAUUGCUACGGCGGGACUGCCGGAUGAGAGUGGAAGAAGCACAAUUGUCCCGGGGGGUGUGCCGCUCGUUCUCUCUCUCUCCCUCUUCUCUUGUUCUCUCUCUCAUUUAUCCUGUUGCCGGCGUGUUGUAUCUGUGUGCACCGUGCUUCCACGGACUUCUUGGUCGAGCGAUGUGUUUGGCACAUAAGGUAAAGUAUAUAUCAACGACGGUUUGAGUAGCUUGGAAUCACCUGCGUUUUUUGACAGGAGUAACUAUCUACACCUUCCGGCACCGCAGAUUUCUUGCGCGUUGUGCCGCUGAGCAAUGGCGAGAGCGUAGAAGGGAAGGGUUGUAAGGAGCCUCCCGCCUGGAGCAGAGGGGCAGGGCGUGGACCGGAGGAGGGGGGGGGGAGGGGCACGUGCGUGUGUCUCGCGGAGCGAUUUUGCCGGCGCUUGAGGGUGUUUUCCACCAGUGCAUCAGGAUGAUAUCGAUUGAUGAGUGCAUCAGAAAUCGCGGGUAGGUAGGGUUUCGCGUGACGAUGCAGGCGGCGUUCUCAGGGCAACGACGACGACGACGACGACCUUUAAGCAGUAAAUUGACGUUUGUUUAGCCUUGCGCUGAAAGUAAAAUGGUUUUAUGAAUGGGUGUGGGUGAGAUAGCCAGGCAGACGGGGUUCGACGAUCUGACUUUUGCAGACUUGGUCCGAUUGUUUCAUGCACAUGACUGCUGUUCUACUGGCCCCCGUUGAAUUUGAUACGUACCUCCAUGCACGGCGCACACAAGAAGCUUGCCAUUCUUGGCGUGGCGUUGUACCUGCACCCUUCUUUCUUUCUUUUCGGUUUUUCGGUCUUUCUAUUUUUUUUUGCACGUCGUUGUCUCUGGUGCUUAUCGGGUCUCCUCUGUUUCUCAAUGCUGUUGGGGCGGAGUUAUUCUUCGGUUUUAAAUAUGUUGCCCAUAUAUUUUCAUGCCGGACUUAGAUUUUUCUUUUGGUCUUUUCGAUGAUUAUUUGGUUUGGCUACCAAAAAUGGUGCUUACAAUUUGUAGGGGGCUGUUUUCAGCUCAGCUCUCGCCCGUUCGCUUGCUCCCUUGCGUCUCCGAGGCCGUGAGUCCUACAUUUUUUUCUGGUGCGCUGGUGUGCCGUUGUUCAGCACUCAAUUGUUGGUUGUAGCUGGAGUUUUGUGCAACGGACAAGAUCGAGCCUCAGCGCCAUGGAUCUAUCUUAACUAAGCAACAAGCGUUGCACGUGUUUUGGCCUUGGGGGGGGCGGGUCGUCAGCGACCCCUUUGACCUUUGAUUGGCACAGAAUGAAUCACGCGUCAAUUAUGCCUAUCGCCACUACGAAUAGUCUGUCUGGCUGUUGGUCAAGUCGCCGCCUUACGGGCAUUGAUGUUCUUCUGUUGCCCUCGCCGCCAAUCUCUUAAGACCUCACUCGAGACUCUUGAUUGAUGAUGAUGGAACAGCUUGCAAGAGCAGCCCGGCUAACCCCCAUUGUCAAUCGCAUGCAUGACUGUCUCGGGUUCAUGCGGUGUGAUUUGGCUAUCGGAGAGGGGGAAGGACAGGUGUGAAGAUACGGCCAACCGGCAGCCGUGGGAGGGGGGGGCGUCUCCCUUACUGUACUGAUAAAUGCGGAGCAGGGGGGGGGCUGGAGUUCUUGCUUGGCUCUGCUCAUGUUUUUACAUGUCACGUGGUGGUUUGGUGGGCGUACCCGUCUGGUCGUUCUCUCGUAUGCACGGCUAGCUGGCUUGAAUUGAGAGCCCUACUCAUUGGAAGUCUGGCUUUUAGAUUCUCUGUGCUCUUGUGCUUUGGACGCGGCGGUGUUACAGCAGUGAUGAACGGGCCUUGUCUUGUCUGUCUUGUGUAUUGGCGUUGACCUUCCCUUUGGCUUCUUCAUGGUGUUUGUGGUUGCAAGGCGAUAGAUUAGUCAUGGCAACAAAUCGGAAGGUGAUGUUGCUGAAUACCAGAAUACAUGAUACCCGUGUCGCGAUUUCUCUUAUGUCUGCUGUUCCGCACGGACGACGGCCACGGGGCAUCCGCUUAGCAGCCGCACCCCUUCGCAUGUACUGCUGUGUAUCAUAAAAAGAGUGUUUCAAUUGCACGAAGUCAGCGUAUGCAUACUACCGACGAGCCAUCCGGCACGAGCCGCAGAAGACUCCAGGCUCGUCGCGAGUUUUGUUUUAUUUUGCAACAAGCCGCAGCUUAGCCCCCGGGCCAGCCUCUGAAGGCAGCUUGUUUUUUUCGAAGUUUUGCACGUCAAACGGAGGGCGACCCUCAGGAUAGGAAGGAUGACAACAGGCGGCACACCUACCGCUCGGGGUAGUGAGCUAAGCUUUAUUUUAUUUC